Molecule: messenger RNA, 6924 nt
Organism: Cylas formicarius (sweet potato weevil)
Lineage: Eukaryota; Metazoa; Arthropoda; Insecta; Coleoptera; Brentidae
Gene: chico
Product: insulin receptor substrate 2-B
Exons: 11
Coding region: 429-4331 (1300 amino acids)
Biological process (GO): insulin receptor signaling pathway
Cellular component (GO): plasma membrane; cytosol
Molecular function (GO): phosphatidylinositol 3-kinase binding; insulin receptor binding
Source: RefSeq, a predicted model, not a curated record
CGUCUAUAACACAUGACCGACCUGGGCAGGCACAAGCAAGAUGGAUGAAACGGGACGAAUAAUACACGUUAGUAUUGGCGCGAAGUCAGUCGCUGUCGAGUCAAGCCAAACGUGGUGUGUCACAUUUAGAGCGUUUGUUUUUGUGGAAUUGUUAAUAAUUGUUCCGUUUAUUCUUAAAUGAAACGCGGGUUGCGUUGUAUUAAAAGCGAUCGGGCGUCCUUUUUAAUAUAGUUUGGGAUUCGUUCGGGCGGCGUUUCCUUUUUAAAUCUUCGCCUUUCGCCGACGACAUCAAACGAGAUUGUUUGGGGUAUCGCGCAUUCGAAGGAUCGGAGUGCCCUUGGAGUUCCGCGUCGGACUGUUCUCAAUAAGAUCGGUGACAGUGGUUGUCGUCGUCGUUGUUAAUUUAAUGUAAGAAACGGACGACGGACAUGUCGGUGAAGAGUAGCGGUUCGGCGGGCGAAGCCCUGCCUAGUUCGGGCGGAAUCCUCCGCACCGCGGUGCUCAAAAAGAUGAAAACAUCGCGAAAAAAAUAUUUCGUUUUGCGUGCCGAAACUCCCGAUUGUUUGGCGCGUCUCGAAUACUACGACUCAGAGAAGAAAUUCCGCAGCGGUUUGCCGCCGAAACGUAGCAUUCCGCUCAAGACUUGUUUUAACAUAAAUAAACGUACGGAUACGAAGCACAAGCAUGUCAUCGCCCUUUACACGAAGGACGAUUGUUUUUGUAUAGUGCUGGACUCUGAAGAAGAUCUUCAAUCUUGGCUCAAGGAUCUGCUUACGCUACAACACGGCGAAGAAAUGCCACCAGGCCAGAUUCUCAAGCCCAAGUUCGAAUAUGUUUGGCAAAUACAGCUUUGUGCACGCGGACUGGGAUACGGCCGGACAGGACCGUACCGACUUUGUCUGACUGACAAAAUGUUAACCUUGGUCCGACUGGACGGUCCCUCGGAGCUGAUCGAAUUGAAUUUGGCCAGCGUGCGCAGCUGCGGCAACCUGAAGAAUUUUUUCUUUCUCGAGGUUGGCAGAUCGAGUAACUUAGGACCUGGGGAAUUGUGGCUAGAAGCGGACGACAGCAACAUUGCUUAUAACAUGCACACCACCCUUAGCCACCGCUUCAAAAUAUGCCGUGAACAAGCCAAAGCCGAAAAUCAAUACGGCGAUCCACCCAACGGACGUAUAAGAUCGUCCAGUGCCACCGAAUCCAAUAAGAAAAAUAAUUCCAACGUUGGGAAGAGUGCUAUUUUCCUCCAAGAUAACUCCCGCUCUACUACAGCGGAGACUUCUACUGCCGCAACGUCGACCACUUCUGUGAGUGGCGUAGCGAUGACUAUUUACAACCUUCUUCAGAGAGGCAGCAGUAAAAGACGACAUUCUGUAUCAGGCGCGGGGAACAAUAUAUCGGGAAGUAUUUCUCAUCAGCGCACUCAAUCACUGCCUCUAGCGACCCCCACCACCACAAUUGCACCAUUACCCGAUAACGCCACCACGUUAACAACCUCUCACCAAACUCGUAGCACAUCGAUCACCAAACGCCCUAGUCAAACAUCUAAGUGCUUCAGGGACAGAUGCGACAGUAUGCCGUCGCGACCUCGCACGAGCAGCGAGGGUAACCAUUGCAUACCAGGCUGGGGCAAACCGUAUUUGAUACCGCACCGCGGACACCUCAGAGACGCCUCCCAUAGUCCUCCAACAGGAAGUCCAAUAAGUCCUCCGUCGGAUUCCACCGGGUCGUCCUACAGCAUCACCGACGACCACGACGGCGUCGCGGCAGAAGUCGACUCGCAGAGGAUGCACAACACGCUGACCCCUGAUGCCGUCAUUGCCGAGGAAGAGUGUCCUGAUAGUCCUCACGCGGGCGCCGUUAGUGGAUACGUCACGAUGACACCUCAAACCGUCACGGACGGUUUUCAGCAUACGUCGCACCAUUACGACGGUCACAAUUUCCCGUCGAACUCGGCUAGCAUGAGCAGCGUCACAUCUGGAACGCCCUCUACCGACAUGAGAUUCUCGGAUUAUCCACUGGAUAAGGUUUUCGCAUACGUCUGCGCCGAAGAGGACGACGCCCGGCCUUGUCGCGCUUACUCUGUCGGAUCUAAACCACCGGGAGUUCCCUCGCCGCAUUCUGCUACUCCCGACAACUCUAGAAUGCGCGCGUUCAGCGUAGGCUCUAAAACCAAGAGGUAUUUCAACCGGGUGUUGCCGCCGCAUCAUCCGCAUCCCGGGAUCAAAUCGAGCAGCGCUCCCAUCCUUUCCAAUUCGCGGAUGGCCAAUUCGUUCGGUUCGAUCGGCCCGAUGGGCGAUCUAAUGGAAAUAGACUUUUCCUCGGACGCGAUGCGUUCCAGAACGAAUACCAGCGCCUCCGGAUCGAGCGAUACCAAGCCCACUGUGGAAAAGCGUAGCAGAUUCCCAAUGAAUUUGUUCGAAAGAUCGGAACCGGUCAACACCACUCCCGCGGGAUACGUGGAAAUGAAACCCGGAAUCGAUCACAACGCCAAAAUGAACAACUACAAGAACGACGUAUCGCCGUACGUAGAUAUGACCCAGGGGCAAAGGGUAUCCGCGUACGUGGACAUGAGCAAGGGGAUGUCCCCUUACAUGGACAUGUCCGGUUCCCCAUUCAGAAACGCCACCGAGUUUCACCAGGAUUUGAGAGAGAAUUCCAAAUACAGCGAUUACGUCGACAUGGAGCAGAGACAUAGAACCAACUCGAAUCCAUCACGUAAUCCCCAAACGAGAGCCGCGUUGCCGGGAUAUCCCUGGGAAUCCGAUUAUAUGGUGGAGCGCGCUCCCAGAAGAGAUAGGAAUUCGUUUAAUUCUCAGAUGUCGUCGUCGCCACACUUCGACUCUGUAUCGCCUCAGCAUUCCGAUUAUACCCCCUUAGGGUUCGGAGCUCAAGUGAAAAUAACCGACCGUCCCGAGGGGUACGUGGAAAUGACUCCGGGCGUAUCUUUGGCCCAUCAACAACGCCAGGCCAGUUACAACAACGAUAUGGGCGACUAUCUCAAUAUGUCGGGUGUUGUAAGCAGCAAGCCCGCAAAGAAAGAACGAUCCCAACCGAUCUCUAUCCAAACCACCUCAAAUAAUCAGACAGCGAAAAAUUCGAGUCCCAUUUCGAUCACGUCACUUCUCGGCGGGAAACCGUUACCGUCUGGUACGCCGCCACGCAUGCACUUACCCCUUUAUUCGUAUACGUCGUCGCCAUAUUCGAGUCUUCCGAGACAGAAGUCUAGGAAGAAUAGUGGUUCGAAAGAUAGCUCGAGCUCGAGCGUCACCACGACACCGUCAAGUUCUUCCACGAUGUUUCCGUUAAGCUUGAACAGUCCGAAUUCGCCAGCUAGUAAAACAAACACGCCGACCAUUUAUAAGGUACCGCCGUCGAUUUUGAAUAUCGCGCAUAAAGUCGGAAAGACGGCCGAUUAUGCGAUAAUGGAUAUGGACGGCGCCAAGCCGGCGGCGGCUGUCGCGAAAUCAGACGACAUUUCUGAUUACGUCAACUAUUGUCCGGGUCCCCCGGCUGCUCCGAAAACACCGAUUCUUCAGAAGUGCGUGGAUGAUUCCGCGGGAGACUACGCGAUCAUGAAACCGGGAAAAAUAACGGAGGGUCAGAGAUCCAUGACCCUACCGCGGAUGAGAGGACCAAAGUCCGGCAUCGCUUCCCCGCUCGCAGCUCAUCUGUCCCACGUCGGACUCAAUGAGCACAGUGAAGGGUUUCGACCCAUCACCGAGAAAGACGAACGGAUGUCGUCACCCAAACCUGCCGAUCAAGUCCCAUCGAAAUUAACUCAAGAUGAUAAACCCCUAGAAGCAGCUAAUAUGGAAGUAGAAGAUAGUCCUUACGAAACUCUUCAGGCUUCUGUUAGCUUCAUCUCCCAACCGAUUAAGUCAUCGAUACCCAGUUCGAGCAAUCCUGAAAGGAUACAGCCUUGUACUGCCGCAACUUCGAGUGACGAAAGGGUAUCCAGACCUGCUUCGGUAUGCUCUGAAGGUAAAGUAGUGUCCAGGCUGGGUUCCAAUUCUAGCGUCUAUUCAUCGGGUUCUUCAGCUUCCACUAUCGUGUUCCGAAACGAGUCUAGUAAUUGCGAACAGCAGCCUCUCGAACAGACUACGAGAUUGCACUACGCCAGCCUCGAUUUAACUGUAACGGACGAAGACGGCACGAAAAGUUCCAGAGUGUUGAAAAACUCGUUAAGUGAGGUUAACUUAUCUCAAGGUGAACCUACCUUCGUUUACGCCGAUAUCGAUUUCAUUAAGAGUGAAGACCUGAAGAAUUCGGGUGCGAACGCGUGCGGCAGCAUUGCCGCCAACGUAUCCAGCAGUGCAACAGUUAAACCAUAAAACAGAGAUUAGGAAUAUGAAGUGUAAACAAAAAAUGCUUUUAAUGCAAUUAGACGAGGUGAUAUGAAGUAUUUUAUUUGCAUACCAUGUUUCUGGCUUUAUUUAAAUUUUCGUGCACGAAACAGACUGAAUUUAAGUUUACUUUUUAACACGUUUUUCUAUAUAUUCAAUUAAGUAAUUGUUUUACCUACACAUAUCGUGUAAGAGGUUAGGACAUUGUAGAUGAAUCGGCGGGCAACAUCGCCAGCCGUUUGUAGGUCAUUGUGUUGCUGUUAGAUGUGUAAUUAGAUGCAUUUUGUUACUGUUUGCUUUUAUUUACUUGUGUUUAAUUUAUGAUCUUAAACAUAUCAAAGUCAAAACGUGGCAGUGACACAAUACAGUAUACUGUUAUCGGCAAAAUAGUCAAAUUUAUUUUAAUCUGUAAAUGUACUUUAAUAGUGAUAUAAAUAUAUAUGUACAGGGUUAUUGGGAAAUACAAGAAGGAGAAAAGCCUAUAAUUCUUAAAACUCAAAAAAUAAAAUACUAUUAAAGUAGACUAAUUUUCAGACGCACUUUUAUACUGGGUUUGUUCGCUCACCGAGUUUCGACUGGGAGUCGAAAACUUGCAAUAUGUUCUGGAUUAAAAGUUAAGGAACAAAUUCAAGCGAACUUGGUUAGGAGGCUAAAAUGAAGACACCCUUAAACUUUCCAUUUUAAGGAUAAUUUGGUUCAUGUAAAAUCUUUUUUCUCAAUCGUGUCCACUUAAACUGAUUCGCUUCCUAUAUACAUCCAAAAGAAAUUUUGUGGACGAUACCUUGUCAGAGCGAGUUUGUUGUAUAAACAUUAAAUGCGUUUGCCCCGUGCAUCUAACCAGUGGGUGGGUCUUAAAGCAUUUUUAGCAAAUUAAAAACGUGAAAAGCAGCUUUGAAUAAUGAUACCUCCUUGAUGUUUAUACAUAUAACAAUUACAAACUACAAAACGAAAGUACUUUGCAUUUUAAACCAGUUCGUGUAUUUUGUGUCGAAAUAUAUGGAAACUACAACAGUAUUUUUAAUAUUUUGCAUGAAUUGUUACGGCUAUUUUUCGGUAGUCGCAUUCUACAGGGUAUUUCAUAUAGAAGAUUCACGUUAACUCAAAGUUUUGUACGUUCGAAUCCCAUUCGCCAAGGGAAGAAUGCUUUGCCUUUUUAUAAUGUAUAAUAUCUAAAAUACGAAUCUCUAGCGAUCUAUUUCUUCAAUCUUUAAGUAUUUUAUAAAAGCAGAAUACUUGCAUCAUAUAUAGUAAUAAUUGCAAUGUUAUUUAUUAUAGGACAAUUUAGAUUCAGAACCUAAAACGAAUUAAGAGUGAAGUUUCUAUUUCAGACACCCUGUAUAUUUAGGUAAUUGUAGCAUAAAUAUUUAGUGUAUGAUAAUUUUAUAAAAUUGAGGCUCAAAAAUGAAUUCCUAUAGUAAUAGUUCAAUUUAUUAUCGUCUUAUUUUAUUCGUUUUUAAGUUUUAAUUUAUUCGCACUUAUCUUAAGUAACGGUACGGAGACGAAAUCGCUGUUACUUAACUAAAUUAAUUUAGAACCGCAAUUUUUUAUAGACAGUUUGUAAACAAAACCUCAGGUGCUGUCUUGUAGAAUAGCAUUUGCGAACACAUACAGUAUACAAAAAAACAUUUUAAUUGAAACAUCAGUGCCUUUCCCACAAACAAUUUCUGUUGAUUUUACAAAUGUUUUGUUUGCAUAAUAAAAUCCUAUUGGUAAUGAUACAUUUAAGCAAUGUCAGGUUUUAUAGGCAAGUAUUCUUUUUUACAUUCUGCAAUGUGGAAGUGGCAAUAAGGGUUAAAAUGUAAGCACCGAAUAUAAAAUAAAAAUUUAGGGGUAAUGAACAAAAACAUUUAUUUCGCAGUUUCAUUUAAUAAUGGAACUGCUACUGGAUUAACAACGGCUUUUGGAUAAAGGUUAACAGAUAUGGGAAAGAAUACUUGCAUCGCUAAUUUGAUGUGAACCAUGUUCAAUUACUCCGUUAUACGUAACAAAAAAAACUAUUUUCAUGGCUGAUUAAAGUAUAUUUUGGAAAAGUAUACCUAAUAAUAUUUACAUUUUUAACGUGUACAUUUGUGAAAAUGUCUAUAAAAACUCGUUUUAAUUUUCUAAUUUGUUUUAAAUGUUCUAGUUGAAAUUAGCAGUUGUAAGAGCCUUAAAAUAUUUAUAUCAUUAAUGUAAAGUAUUAUAGAAAAAUAUUUAAAUCAAAACUUAUUGCGAUGUAUCAUAUUCAUAGCCUAAAUAUAUUUAAAGAAAACUACAUAUUGCAUGAAAAAAUUAAAUACUCCCGUCUCAAAACUAAAAAAGUAUAUAUAAAAUACUGUAUGGAAAUAAGAAAAUUGUUGUGUUCAAUACUUUUUCAUAUAAACUUAGGAAAUUUUCGAUUAAGUAAGGUAAAAGUUCGUUUAAAUUAUUUACCUGCUAAGUCUAAUUAUUUUAAAUAAAUCCCAUUCUAAUACCGUUAAUGCAUUUGCGAUUUUUUUACGAAGUAAAAUUGAACGUCAACCUUCAAUUUUAUUCGAAGCACAUCAAAGGGUUUGUUCUAGUUUAGGAAAUAUAAAAAAAUGUUUGCUUAUAAUUAUAUUUU